Molecule: messenger RNA, 6099 nt
Organism: Closterium sp. Naga37s-1
Lineage: Eukaryota; Viridiplantae; Streptophyta; Zygnematophyceae; Desmidiales; Closteriaceae
Source: the annotation of a GenBank genome assembly
AUGGAUGCCUGGCUGGGGGCACUUCAGAAGGAGCAAGAUGGUCUUAGUCAGUCCACUGGGGCAAACGGAGGGGCAGCAGAGCAAGCGAAAAAGGAACAGGAAGAGGACUCUGUCGUGAGAGAAGCACGCUGGCCACAUAACUUUCAGGAGUUGGAAGAGCAGGGGAAGAUUAUGGAUGCCUGGCUGCAGACGUUUCAGAACGAGCAAGGUAGACUUGGUCAGUGCACUGGGGCAAACGGAGGGGUAGGAGAGCAAGCGGAAGAGGAGGAGGAUGAGGAAGAGGAGGAGGAAGAGGAAGAGGAAGAGGAAGUGGAAGUGCAAUUGGAAGAGAACGAAGAAACCCGCUUCUCACGGUCCUUUCAGAAGUUGGAAGAGUGGUUGAAGACUAAUGCGAUGCUGCAGCAGGCACCCUGCUCUGGCGUCCGGAUCCACCAGAGUGAACCAGGUCAGCCUGAUGUGACAGACGGAGUGGCAGCAGAGAAGUUGGAAGAGCUGCAACAGGCACCCUGCUCUGGGUUCCAGAUCGACCAGGGGGAACCGGGUCAGCCCGAUGGGACAAACGGAGCGGCAGCAGAGAAAGCAAGAGCUGAAGAAAGCCCGAAGCAGCUCCAGCUGCUGUCUCGGGCAGGCACGGUUCAUAACUUGCAUGUAACGGGUGGUUGGGAUGCGUUGUUUGAGACGUCUCAAAAGGAAAGCCCGAAGCCGCGUCAGCUGCUGUCUCGGGCGGACAUGGUUCACUACUUGGAUGUGACGGGUGCAUGGGAUUACGAUCUAUGCGAGUGCUGCUUUGACCGUGCUAUAAGCAAGAGGGCACAACGAGCACUUGCCAUAAAGAGCCUGGACGACGUGCAUGGCCGCCACCUGGGCAGGCACCAGCCAGAUUGCAUCCCCGCCGCAGCACCCGAGCAGCAGCAGGAGGCCGAUUUCAGGUGCUUUAGUGGAGCAACGGAGCUGCAGGUGCUGCGAGGGGGGCGCAGACUCUCGGCGCAGGAGCAGGUUGAAUGGAAGGAGGAGUGGGCGCCUUAUUACUGUGCGGAAGCGAUGCUGCUUGAGUGGAUGGCUGAGCCUCGUGUGGGCGUGCUCAUGGACCUUGGGAGGAUUAGAUCCCGCCUGCCAUCCAUUCUGGGUAGUGCGAACGCUGCAGCAGAUGCGUUCUCGUCUCCUGUUGCAUCUGCUCCAGCUUUUGCUGCUGCUGCUGCUGCUGCUGCUGCUGCUCCAGCUUCUGCUGCUACUGCUGCUGCUGCUGCAUCUGCUGCUACAGCGUCGUCGUGCUGCUGGCGCUGCAGCAGUUGCUGGGCUGCCUACCGCCGCGCUGUCAACUUCGCAACAUGCCUCGUUCUUGUAGCGAAGUCUUCCCGCAUUGUGACUCUAUGGAGAGCCCACCUGUACUCCUAUUUGGCCGCCUGGCCAGCUAUUCUGGCCCAGCUGGGGGCGGGCAGGCAAAGGGAAGACGACUGCCUUGCGUCCAUGCUGGCACAGGUCCUUGGGGUGAAGGAGAGCGCUGACCUGCAGGAAGGGUUUGGGUUUUUUGUGCAGCAUGUGCUGUCAGGCGGGCUGGAGAAGGUGCAUGGAGAGGGGAGGGAGGGAGAUAGGGAAUGUGAGGGUGUGGGAGAAGGUACUGAAGAGGAGACAGGGAGGGAUGGGGUGCUGGAGCGCGAUGAGAGGCACGGGGAGGAGGAGGCAGAGAGCAAGGUAGAGGUUCAAGGGGUUGCGAGGAAGUGUAGAAGGGUAAGGAAAGACGUGAACUGGAGGGAGAAUCUAAAAGGGCUCGAAUGGAGGAGGUAUGUGGAUGGCAUGGCUUGGAUUUUGGAGCAUGGAGGGGGUGAAGGGAGGGAGUUCAGGUGCAGCCAAUGCAUUGAGGGAGGCAGCAGCAGCAGCAGCAGCAGCAGCAGCAGCAGCAGCAGCGACGGGGGCAGUGGCAGCAGCAGCAGCAACGACAGUGGUUCUGGGGCCAGCAGUACGGGCAGCGGUCCUCCCAAGGGCAUGCACGUGAGUGGUGUAGGUGCGACCGAGUUCGCCCUCGCUGUCACCACAGCUUUGCUGAAAGCAGAGCACUGGAAGGAGGCACAGUUGUUUGGCGCCAUUCCCAAGCCUCUGGAGGGAAGCGGCGUUCCGCUGGAGUGGGAGGAGUGGCCUGGGGGCGAUGAAGCUGCUGCGAAGUUUCCUGUCAACCCGAAAGAGCGAUGUUUUGGGCUUGGGAUUGUGGAGGAGUGCGGUGGACCAGCAGAGAAGCGGACAUCGCCUCAACCUCCUCGGCACACAUCUGAAGCAGCGGGGGAAAGCAGGAGUGCACGGGGAAAAGGUUGUAAGGCAGCAGGGCAGGAGUGCAGUGUGGAAGCCACACAGAGCAGAGCCAGUGGGAAAAUUGCUGAAGCACCUGGAAACGCCGAGCAGAGAGUCACACUACCACCCCCCAGAAGGAAGCUUCCUAUCGUGCGCUGCGAGGCAGAUGUGGAGUUGCUGGUGGGGCUAGCCGGGUACGUAUUGGACCCUCCUGCAUGCGCCCACUGCACCCGCUGCUCCACUGACUUCAUGAAUUUCGCAUGCUCCGUUGCUGUCAUUGCCAAUUUUGCCUACCGCCCCGUUAGUCACCUUUUCGCCCGGGUUCUCUCGGCGUUCCCGCCGGCCUCCCCUGAGUUUGUUAAGGUGGUGGAGUGCUUGGACCUCCCUGCUCCCCUGCCUGGGCCUGUGAAUGUGCGCAUGCUGCUGGAGCGAGCCGAGCAGGUGCCUCUUUACUUCCUCAUUCACAUGGCUGUGUGGUGCGCGCACGCUCUUUUAAAAAACGAUAUGGACGAGCGGGAAGGCAGUGGAAAAGGGAAAGGGGGCACAGGUGGGAGGUUGGGGGUGCAGAGCCGCUGGGAUGGUGAGGAGGGUCAGGAGAACGGUGGAGAGGUGUGGGAGGAGGUGGUGAUGUGGUAUUCCUCGGUGAUAGCUGCGUGGAGGUUCAAUGUGGGGGCCAAGGGAGAGAGCGAGGAGUGCAGAGGAGGCAGCAGGAAGCAGGAGAGACCAGCAAGGGGGUGGGACAUUACAUGGAUUCUUGAGGCAGCGAUCGACCCGAGGUACUGUGAGGGGUUGCAGGGGCAGCGUGGGACUCCAAAGGAGAGGAGCACUGGCAGCAGCAGCAGCAACUGUAAAUGGGCGGGUGGCAGCAGCAGCAACCGCAGUGAGAAGAAGUGUAAGAAGGGGGAGGAGCCGGCGCAUCUGAAGGCAUGGCCGGGGGGGGUCAACCUGGUGGCAUGUCUGCGAGAGAUGCUGCUGGGGGAGGCCUGCUACCGCCCUGCCUCCCCUGCUACUCCUCCUGCUGCCACGUCCACCCGUGCUGCUUCUUCCACCUGUCCUGCUGCUGCUGUGUCUUCUCGUCCUGCUGCCUCGCCCAACCCCACUUCAACAAGCAUUGGUGUUCCUGCUGCUUCUUCCGCUGCUGCUGCCGCUGCUUCAGAUGACCAAGGCCGUGUGUGCGGUGAUGCGGGGUGUGGGAGUGUGGAGGGUGGUGGUGGUGGGAAGCUGAGGAGUUGCGGUGGGUGUGGCAAGGUGAGGUAUUGCAGCAGAGACUGCCAGAAGGCGCACUGGCCCUCCCACAAGCUCACAUGCGCGGGCAGGACCAGCGGGAAGAGGCGUGGGAAGGAUGGGAACCGAGAUGGGUGCGAGAAAAUCCGCAAGGAGAGUGUUUGUGAGGGUAGUGGUGACAGUGAUGGUAAGGAAAGCGUUUCCUGCGGUGGCAAGAUGGCUACAGCAAGCGCUCCUAUCGUUUGGAAGGAGGCCCUCAGCUUGACAAAUCUGGGGGUCAAUCAACGGUUCAUCAACUUCACUCAUGUCACGAUGGAGUCCGAUAAGUAUAUCUGUGUCAGGGAAACGGCUCCGUCGAACAGCGUUGUCAUCAUUGACAUGACGACGCCAAUGCCGCCUUUGAGGAGGGCUGUCACUGCUGACUCAGCAUUGAUGAACCCUGAAAGCAAAAUCUUGGCGCUCAAGGCUUUGAGUCAAGGGACGAAUCACUUGCAGAUUCUCAACAUCGAGGCUGACUCGGCUAAAAUCAAAUCGUACUGGAUGCCAGAGGAGGUUGUGUACUGGAAGUGGAUCUCCAACAAAGUCCUCGGCCUCGUAACUCUGACAUCUGUUUACCACUGGUCGAUCGAAGGAGAGGGAGCGCCUGUUAAGAUGUUUGAGCGUGCAGCAAAUUUGAACGGUAAUCAGAUAAUCAACUACCGGAGUGAUCCCUCUGUCAAAUUUCUCGCUUUGAUCGGCAUUGCCCCUGGUGCUCCUGAGCGUCCACAACUCGUCAAGGGAAAUAUGCAGCUCUUUUCCGUGGAUGAGCAAAAGAGUCAGGCAUUGGAAGCGCACGUAGCUGUGUUUGCCUCUGUAAAGGUGCCAGGAAACGACACUCCUUCCCUUGUCAUUGCGUUUGCCACCAAGACUAUCGCUGGCGGACAGCUUAUUUCGAGGUUACAUUUUAUGGAGCUUGGUGCUCAGCCAGGCCGCGUUCCUUUCACUAAGAAGCAGGCCGACCUGUUUUUCCCGCCAGCUUUCGCUGAUGACUUUCCGAUCGCCUUGCAGGUGUCCGCGAAGUUCGGUCUGGUGUAUGUCGUCACCAAGCUAGGCCUGCUCUUUGUGUAUGACCUCGAAUCCGCUACACCCGUCUACCGCAAUCGCAUCAGCCCCGGUCCGAUCUUCCUGGCAGCCGAUGCUCCCAGCGUGGGCGGUUUCUAUGCCGUGAAUCACCGCGGGCAGGUGCUGCUCGCCACGGUGAACGAGCAGACCAUCGUCCCGUUUGUCAGCGGCCAGCUCAACAACUCGGAGCUCGCGAUCAGCCUUGCUCGCCGCGCGAACCUCCCUGGUGCCGAGAAUCUGGUGCCGAGGAGUGGUGGCCGAAAGGACGUGGUAGUGGCCAAAAAGAGCGCGGGGAGCCAGUCACCAGCAGUGGGGCGAAGCGGGGAGAAGCAGGGAGAAGCAGCCAGUCUCCGCUUACAGCCCAGUUCUUCCAAUGUGGCCGACCGGACCGCCACAGCCAUUACUCGCCAGAGCCUAGAAGCUUCUUGUGAGGAGCAUCCAGCAGCAGCAGAAGGGGCGGCAGCAGGUGCUGCAGCAGUAGCACCACCACCAUCAGCAGCAGCGGGAGGGGUGGCAGCAGCUGCUGCAGCAGUAGCACCACCACCGUCAGCAGUAGCAGAAGGGGCAGAAGCAGCUGUUGCAUCGGCUGCAGCAGCAGCAGUAGCACCACCACCAUCAGCAGUAGCAGAAGGGGCAGCAGCAGCUGCUGCAGCGGCUGCAGCAGCAGCAGCACCACCACCAUCAGCAGCAGCGGCAGCACGAAGGGGACAAAGCGCUGGUGUUUUGGAAGAGAAGGAAGUAGCACAGCCAUAUGCGUGUCGAGAGUACUCUCUGGCAGAGCUAACCGAGGCCACUGGAGAGUGGGCAGAGGGGAACAGGAUAGGAGAAGGCGGCUUUGGGGUUGUCUACAAGGGAGUGUCUCCUCACAAUUGCAAUCAAGCUUGGGCAGUCAAGCGAGCUCGAGUGCUCACAAACGACUUCCAUAGAGAGGUGAAAUGGAUGGCAAGCAAGCACCAUCCACAUCUCGUCACAGUGGGUGAGACACAGGUCACAGUGGGUGAGACACAGGUUACAGUGGGUGAGACGCAGGUCACAGUGGGUGAGACACAGGUCACAAUGGGUGAGACACAGGUCACAGUGGGUGAGACACAGGUCACAGUGGGUGAGACACAGGUCACAGUGGGUGAGACACAGGUCACAGUGGGUGAGACACAGGUCACAGUGGGUGAGACGCAGGUAGCCCCACUGGUGAUCUCAGGAGCAGUGGCAGAAUUCAAGGACCCUCACUUGGAAGCACCGGAUGAUUUGGUGCUGCGCUUGGCCCGCCUUGCCCUCGCCUGCACUGCUCUGCCUGGGGUUUCCCGUCCCUCCAUGCUGCUAGUGCUGGCCGAGCUGGUGAGGUUGAAGCAGAAGACGUUCGGUGAGCAGGUGAGCGCGGAGGUUUCUGGCAUCGACACGGCAAUUGGAGGCUCUGACUUCAGUGCUGAAAUGGCCCGUGCAAUGCAAGAGGCUGUAGUGGCGGCUCCUCAACUAGCAUGCCAUAGGAUAUGA